This is a messenger RNA of Achroia grisella, 509 nucleotides long. RefSeq names its product centromere protein S-like (gene MHF1). Bases 1 to 492 code for a protein of 163 amino acids. Gene Ontology annotation, biological process: replication fork processing; resolution of meiotic recombination intermediates. Lineage: Eukaryota; Metazoa; Arthropoda; Insecta; Lepidoptera; Pyralidae. The transcript has 4 exons. The record is from RefSeq and is a predicted model, not a curated record. Gene Ontology annotation, molecular function: protein heterodimerization activity; chromatin binding. Gene Ontology annotation, cellular component: FANCM-MHF complex; Fanconi anaemia nuclear complex.
AUGACUAAUUACGAAAGUUUAUCAUCGGCAGAGAAAAUUCGCGCUACACUCCAUAGAGAUGUUCGGUCCAUUUGUUCAGAAGCUUGCCAUUUAUUAGGAUUGGAAAUAACCAAACCAGCAAUGGCAAUUAUAUCUGAGUUAGUUUACAAAAAGCUAACUGUGUACGGAUCGGAUUUAGAAGCAUUUGCCAAACAUGCAAAACGCACCACAAUUAACUCGGAGGAUGUCAAAUUGUUGGUGAGGAGGAAUCCUUCGCUGAGAGCACGUUUAAAUAAUACUCAGCCACAAAUCAAAGCAGUAGUUAACAAAGAUAAGCGUCGAAAAACAGUCGUUCCUUCCGGAAAUAAGCAAGAGGAAAUACCAAAACAGAAAUCAAAAGAGGAUGAAACAGUUAUAUCGGAGACUAAGGAAACAGAAAGAGAGGCAACUAAAAGGAACGAUGAUUUCGAAAAAAUGAAUAUCAGUGAUAUGAUAGAUUUAACAUUCGAUUAAAAAUUUAAUUAAAACUU